GGUAAUUUUGUUUGUGGUGUUAGUAAUUUUACUUAAGUAAAGCAUCUGAAUAAUAAAAAUAAAUAUUAAUAAAGUAGGGACAGAAAAAGUAAAGACAUGUGAUCGGCAGCGUACUUUUUGUCCUCUCCUGCCUUCCGUACGGCUGUAAUGUUUUCAUCAGCUGAUGCUUCGUUGCUUUUUGUCAUAUGAAAGCUAACAGGCUAACAGGCUCCCUGACCACCAUGGCUGUGAGCCGGUUCACACCGGGACGGCGCCGCAGUGUCACCAGAGCCCGAUAACCCCAGUCCACGGUGGCGACCCCCCUGUCCGCCUCUCUGUCUGUCCCGCUGCUACAUCCCGUGCUCGGUCGGUCGGUUAUCUCCGCGACUUUUGCCCUCUUUAUCCCGCCGUGGCUCCUGCUAGCUGGUUAGCCUGUUGGCUAAUUAGCUCGUUAUAAAGCGGCGAGCGGAUCGAGGCUAACUAACCAACUUGACUAACUAACCGGACCGGACCGAUAUGUGCUAUGGCGUCGGUUCGGGUGGCUGUCCGGGUCCGACCCAUGAACAGGCGGGAGAAGGAUUUGUCUGCAAAAUGCAUCAUCAAGAUGGAAGGAACCAAAACCUCCAUCACCAACCUGAGGAUCCCUGAUGGCAUCGCAGGUGAAUCGACGAGGGAUCGAACCAAAACUUUCACCUACGACUUCUCGUACGACUCGGCGGACUGUAAGAGCUCCGCCUUCGUCUCCCAGGAGAAGGUUUUUAAAGAUCUGGGCUUGGACGUGCUGAAGGCGGCGUUUGAGGGCUACAACGCCUGCGUGUUUGCCUACGGGCAGACCGGCUCCGGGAAGUCCUACACCAUGAUGGGAAAUCCAGGCGACGCUGGUCUGAUCCCGAGGUUCUGUGAAGGUUUGUUCAGUCGGAUCUCCGAUGCGACUCGAUGGGACGAAGCUUCAUUUCGUACAGAAGUCAGCUACCUGGAGAUCUACAAUGAGAGAGUGAGAGACCUGCUGAGGAGGAAAUCCACUCAGACCUACAACCUGCGAGUCAGGGAGCACCCGAAGGACGGGCCGUACGUGGAAGAUCUGUCCAAACACCUGGUGCAGAACUACAGCGACGUGGAGGAGCUGAUGGAGGCGGGAAACAUCAACCGCACCACCGCCAGCACUGGCAUGAACGACGUCAGCAGCCGCUCGCACGCCAUCUUUACCAUCAACUUCACGCAGGCGAAGUUCGACGCAGAGAUGCCCAGUGAGACAGUCAGUAAGAUCCACCUAGUGGAUUUGGCUGGCAGCGAGCGAGCCGAUGCCACGGGGGCGACCGGCGUCCGGCUGAAGGAAGGAGGAAACAUCAACAAGUCGCUGGUCACCCUCGGAAACGUCAUCUCUGCUCUGGCCGACAUGACGCAGGACGGUGUGAACACCAACCUGAAGAAGAAGUCGGUGUUUGUCCCCUACAGAGACUCGGUGCUGACGUGGCUGCUGAAGGACAGUCUGGGCGGAAACUCCAAGACCAUCAUGAUCGCCACCGUUUCUCCGGCUGAUGUGAACUACGGAGAGACGCUCAGCACGCUGCGAUACGCCAACAGAGCCAAGAACAUCAUCAACAAACCCACCAUCAACGAGGACUGCAACGUCCGGCUGAUCAGAGAACUGAGGGCCGAGAUCGCCCGACUCAAAGCUCUGCUGGUUCAGGGCAACCAGAUCGCUCUCCUGGACUCGCCCACUGCUCUCAGUAUGGAGGAGAAACUGCACCAGAAUGAAGCCAGAGUUCUGGAGCUGACUAAAGAGUGGACCAACAAAUGGAACGAGACGCAGAACAUCCUUAAGGAGGAGACUCUGGCUCUGAGGAAGGAGGGGAUCGGCGUGGUGCUGGACUCGGAGCUGCCGCACCUCAUCGGCAUCGACGACGACCUGCUCAGCACCGGCAUCAUCCUGUACCACUUAAAGGAGGGACGGACGUACGUGGGCAGAGAGGACGCGUCCACAGAGCAGGACAUCAUCCUGCACGGUCUGGACCUGGAGAGUGAACACUGCAUGUUCGAGAACCAGAACGGGAAAGUGACUCUGGUGCCGCUCAACCGAGCUCAGUGCUCCGUCAACGGAGUCCAGGUGGUGGAGCCGUCGCAGCUCAACCAAGGUGCUGUGAUUCUGCUCGGCAGGACCAACAUGUUUCGCUUCAACCACCCGAAGGAGGCGGCCAAGCUGAGGGAGAAACGGAAGAGUGGCCUGCUCUCUACGUUCAGCCUCUCCAUGACGGAUCUGUCCAAGUCCUGUGAAAACCUGUCCACCGUGAUGCUCUACAACCCCGGUCUCUUCACUGAGAAGGGCCCCGUCUUCCUCAGGCUGGAGUUUGAGAGACAGCAGCGAGAGGAGCUGGAGAAACUGGAGCUGAAAAGGAGGCUGAUCAAGGAGAUGGAGGCAAAGCACCAGAGUGAGAAGGCAGAGCUGGAGCGCCUGCAGCAGGAGGUGGAGAGUCAGCGUAAGGAGUCUGAGGAGGUGCAGCAGCGGAUCCUCCACCAGGAGGAGAACCUGCGCCGCCGCAGCCAGGACAUCGAGAGCCGCCUGCGAGACUUCCUGGCCGAGAAGGAGCGCUUUGAGAAGGAGAGACGCUCCGAGAUCCAUGAGGAGGAUCAGAAAGAGCAGCGGGAGGGCGAGGAGGAGCAGGACGAGGAGCAGCAGCGGCAGCAGGAGGCCGCAGAGCAGACUGAGAUCUACCGUGAGCUGGAGAGGCUGAAGAGGGAGCGCGAGGAGCAGAAGGUCCGCCUGGAGACCGAGCGGCGGCGGCUGGAGGAGCAGGAGCGGGAGCAGCUGAGCCUGGUGGGGAGGCUGGAGGAGCAGCUGAGGGAGAAGCACGAGGCGGCGGCCGCCCUGCUGACCCGCGAGGACACCCGGCGCCUGGAGGAGGAGCGCAGAGGCCUGGCAGAGAUCAGAGAGGCGCUCCUCCGUGCCAAAGAGACUGCAGAGCGGCCAGAUGUGGAGGACGCCAGCGAGGAGGCGAGAUCCGCCCAGGCGCGGUACACGGCCUUCAAGGAGGCGCAGGUGAAGGAGCUGGGCCAGCUGGAGGAGGAGCUCCGACAGCAGCGGGAGCGCCUGGAGAAGGAGGUCGCCGCCGAGCGCAGCACGCUGCUGCACCUCGCACACGGCCUCAAAGAACGACACCAGCAGCUGAAGGAGACGCAGGAGAAGGGGGCGCAGGACGCCACGGCCGUCUGCCAGGAGGAGCAGCUGGUCAGACAGGCGGAGCAGAGGCUGCAGUUCAAGGAGCGUCAGCUGGCGAGCGUGGCCGACGGCCUCCUCCCCGCGCUGGCCGAAGAGAAGCAGCGGGCCGCGGAGCUGCUGGAGCGCAGCGGAGGAGGCAGCAACGGGAACUGCGACAGCCCGCCAGGCCUCGACAACACGCUGUUCCAGGUGGAGAAGGAGCUGGAGGACAAGGAGGAGAAGCUGAACCUGCACUGGCACAGCGCCCAGCAGCUGCAGCAGCUCCAGGAGACCUACGAGUUCACGGCCAACGUGGCGCGGCAGGAGGAGAAGGUGAGGAGGAAGGAGAAAGAGAUCCUGGAGUCGAAGGAGAAGCAGCAGAGGGAGGCCAUGGAGCAGGCGGUGGCCCGGCUGGAGAGGAGGCACUCAGCCCUGAGGCGCAGCGUCUCCCUGGAGCCCGACGCCGACGAGCAGAGACACAAGAGCUCGAUGCUGAGGAACCCGAGGAGCGGGGUGGACCUGGACCAGCAGAGAGUGGAGCGAGAGAUCCAGAAGUUGAGGCAGCGGAUCAGUGAAGGAGAAGACAGCAACAGGACUCACUCCAUCAGUAACGACGACAAGACGAGCUCUCCGGUCAGCCACAUCCAGAGUCUGAACACGCUGCUGCCGCUGUCCGAUGACCGAAUAAACGCGUACAUUGAAGAGGAAGUCCAGCGACGGUUACGGAAGAUGAAUCUUCUCAACGGCAGCAGCAGCAACAUGGAUCUGUCUCUGUCCUGUGAAUCUCUCAGGGAGGAGGAGGAAGCUAGUGACUGUAGCUCUGUUAGAUUAACAGAUGAGGAUGAUGAAAAGCUGCAAAACAUUAAUCCAAGGAGGCUUAAAUAUGAGAGAGACAGCGGGUUGUGGUCUAGCUUCCUACCUGCCCUGAAGCUCGAGGCUAACUCCCCUCCUCACAUCCAGGAAAACAAGUCGGGGGAACCAGAGAAAGACCUCUCAAAGCCUCACAGAGAAGAAAAACUAGAAUCCUCAGCUGAAGUAUUCAUUGACAAAGAGCAAGUGUCAAAAACUUGUGAAGAUUGUGACAAAAACAAAUGGUGGCAGGGAGCAGUGAAUAUCCCUCUCAGAGGAGUGGGCCGAACUGUUUGUGAACUUGAUCAUGGAGAUAUUGGACAACACAAGGUCUGUGUGGCCUCUGGGACAAACAGAUUUGAUGAAAAUGAGAAUAUCACUUAUAAAAAAAGAAAAGAUUUCCCCGGUUAUGUUCCUGAUGAGGAUAAAGAUGUUGAAAAGUGUGACCCUAGGAAGGUACAAUGUGAAGAACUUUCCAAUGAUCAGUUGUCAAAGUUGCAGAACUCUGUCAAUGGCGGCAUUAAUUGCAAGCAAGGGGCAAAGGAAUCAGUUCAUGCUCAAAUAAAACAAGAGACAAACACAGAAACUGAGAAAACGUGGACCAACAGGAGCAAGUUUUUUGGGUAUUUUACUGGAAAGCUCUCCGAAGCGUACAAAGACGCCGGUAGAAGGCUACAAGGCACACGGGACAUCAUUCAAAAUGUAGGAAUGGGUGAAAUGAAGGAUGUGCUCACUCAGUAUGUGACCAUGGUGUCCAAAGAGCUGCCACUGAUCAAUCAAAUGCAGCCUAAACCAGAGCCACAACCUUGCAACCCUACGGAAAACAAAGUCCGCGUGGUUGAUCUGUCGAGAGAUUGCACCCCAAGUCUUCCUCAGAGUUGUGGCAUCUCUACAAUCCCAGGCGUCUCGGGAUGGCCCGAAGGCUCCGUGUCGUCUCUCAAAAACACAUGUCCUGAAGUGUUUUAUCAGAAUCUGGUCCAGCUGCCACCAGCUUUGUCUCAGUUACAAUCACUUUCUUCUCAGGAGAUGCAAGACACGUUGGAAUCUCUGUCUCCUCGAGUGAAAGUCAACAAGCCUUUGAGUGUCUUCUGGCUCAAAACUGCCAACAGGAAGCAGCCGAUACCAAAGCCUGGGUGCUUGCUUUUGUCAGGGAAGGACAUUACGGUGCUGUCAAGUGAAGCAAAGUCAGAUGGCACCUUAGCUGUUUGUCACCACUUUAAGCUCAUGGAAAUCAAGGAGAUCCAGGUUAGCUUGGCAGGGCAACACGUUCGCCUAAUCGGCUGCACCGAAGACACCCUCUUGGUAGUCUUUACCCACAGCAAAGAGCUCACUCAGGAGUUCUGCAAGGCCUUACUGAAGGUCCUUUCUUCUGAAAAGUUCUCUAAAGGGGCUGAAGAUCACCCCUUACUCUCCGAUGACCUCAUGGCCCUGUCUCUGGAUUGGACGUCCAGAGUUCCUGAUAUCAUGCUGGACAACGGCCUUCACGUCACCUCCAGGUUCAAGCGGGUCCUGGCAGACUUGCUCUACGUCAUCCAUGGCAACAUGGAUGGUCCUGGCAAACCUUCUCUGGCACACAUUUGUUCUCUGCUCUACACCAGCGUUGAGGUCAAGAACUCUACCCGCAAUCACCAGAAUGGCAUUUGUCAGUUCCUCCUAACAGACACUCAUGUGGCUCUUCUCCGGGAGGACGGCGUCUUUCACCCGGCACCGCGGGGUUCCAGCCUGGUCCCUGCCAAACCCCAGUUUCAGGGACUUGAACUCCGCAAGCGUUCAGACAUCAGAUGCCUACUUGUGAAGCAGAACGACAACUGCCUGGUGGUCGAUAUCACAUUUACAACUCACAAAUCACAAACUCGAGAGAAGAGGGUGGAGUGUAGGCGAGGCUCGGCUGAUGUGGCGUCCAUCUCUGGUUCCAGAAAUCAGUGCGAUUCCUGGAAGUUGUCUUUUGGUUGCACCUCAGAAGCAGUAAUCGUGAUUAAUCAUUUGUGUAUCUGAGUUCCACAGCUAAAGGCAGUUUCACCUGGAGUCAUUUAGCAAUGCAACAUACUUUAGGGUUGGCAUAUCAUGAUGCCGAUGAUAUCGUCUGUACAAUCGUCAUCCACAACUGCACAUCUGAUCAUAAAGCCAACAGCAGGAGGUACCUAUGUCCACCAGGACGAAUACGAGACUCUAUCAUCUUAUUAAUUGUGACCUUCUUGUUUCCAGAAAGUAGUUUGUUCCAUGAACUGUUAAAAAAAAAAAAAAAAAAAAAGAGAGAUCGUAAAGUUAAAAUUAUUUUGAAGGAAUUGUCUUUGGAUUUGUUCGAACUUGAACAGCCCAAGUGUGCACCUUCAGUUGCACUUGCAAAACCAAUUAAUUAAUCAGAAUUGGUUCUUUUUUAGCAUGCCAUGAUGCAGCCACAAACCUGCGUAAAGGCUAAUACAUACUCUGCAAGAACAGAGGAUUUGAAUUCGAUGUGUGCUGCAGUGGGAGGGCCCUAUGAGGAGUUCUGCAGUGGAGUUUCUUGUGAAGUAUGAAAUGUCCUGGCCAGAAAUAACUCUGUUCUUGUUCUUGCCACCUUGAGAACAAAAUCAAAUUUCUCUGUUCUUGUAGAGUAUGUAAAGGGCUUAAGUGCCCAUAGAUGCUCGGGUUGGGCUGAUGGACAAUGCCAUCAUCCAUCGCCGACCAGCUUUGUGUUUAAAAAGUCCUGCAUCUACACCUACACCUGAGCGUGUGUCUGUGUUGGCAUUUAUUAAGUGCUUAAAAAGUAACAAUUCUGAUUAAUUUAAUGGUGCACAGACUGAUUUCAUAAGUGCAGCUGAAGGUGCACACUCUGUUGUCACAUCAACGGAUCUAAAGUAGAAGAUAGUUAAUUAAAAUGUUAAAGAACGCACUUAUUUUUACAAUCUAUCUACCAGUGAACUACUUUCUGGUGAAAUAAUUAAUAUGAUUGAUGUUGAUGAGUUUCAAUGGUGGAUAUUAAAGCCCCUGUAGUGGGGUUUGUGCCCGGACGAUUUGAUCAGUUUGGAUGACAAUAUUAUUGUCCAACCCAACCCUGUUAGAUGCUCCUUUGGUGGAUAAAAUGGGAUGCAGUGCCCUCCCAGGAAACAAGAAGAAGUAUUCUCUGGGGUGGCCUUAAAACUGAAAAACAUGAUAGUACUCUAGGUUGCCCCACAUGCUGAAAAGCUUUCUGCAAGCCGGUGCCGCCCUUUUUAUUUUUAUUCACCCCUCAGACAACCAGAGUCCUCCACUGAACCUGCUGCUGGUGUUGAUGAGGGGUGAGGAUUUAAAAAAUGACAACGUUGUGCUCAGUCAUCGGCCCAACCCCUGAGUCCAAAAUAAAGAGAGAAUUAAAACAUAAAUACAUUAUUGGUCACCUUCAUUCAGGAACAUUUAUCGAGACAAUAAAAUAAUUCAGUGAUUUGAAAAAAGUUGAAAAUCAGACACAUCUAAAGGUACUUUUAGAAUAUUUUUAAAAACAUUUUAUGAACUUCUCAGUCUGUUCACAUGUAAAUUGUGUGAUUUGGCCACUUUGCCACAAAAUCCCAAAGAUUGUCCACUGAAAUGAGAAAGCACUGUUGAUGUGUGUUAACUGUCAUUUCUGUAGUUUAUAUGUUGUCACAAUGAAGGAAAGAAGAGAGAGUUACAUUUGUUUUGGCUUUGUUUAGUCAUGUUGAUGGCUCUUUAUGAUUCUUGUUUGAUUUUUUAAAAAUCUUGGUUCAAAGGGAAAAUGUUAAUGUCACACAAAAUUUUGCAGCUGCACUUUAAGAAAAAAAUGAUUGAAAAUAUGAGGAUUUAUUAUGACGUGAAGUGAUUUCAGAUUAAAUAAGAUUAGUGUAAUAUGUGCCUUUAAAAAAUGUACAAUGAGAACAUGUUAAUUUUGUGAGAACUGUAAUAAAGAUUCUAUGAUUGUUUUUGUCUGAUUAUAUUUGUCCAUCACACUAAAUUAUUCUCAAAUCAAGUUCAUGAAAUUGUUUCAGGACAAGUACUGUAAUUUUUCCUGAGUCGACCCUUUACUCUCCACCUCCUUUCUUCUUCUCCUCCUCCUCUGUU
This is a messenger RNA of Centropristis striata (black sea bass), 8056 nucleotides long. It is a transcript of the gene kif16ba, whose product is annotated as kinesin family member 16Ba. The coding region runs from base 503 to 6019 and encodes 1838 amino acids. NCBI's taxonomy places the organism in Eukaryota, Metazoa, Chordata, Actinopteri, Perciformes, Serranidae. The transcript has 25 exons. Gene Ontology annotation, molecular function: ATP binding; microtubule motor activity; phosphatidylinositol binding. The record is from RefSeq and is a predicted model, not a curated record. Gene Ontology annotation, biological process: microtubule-based movement.